Molecule: messenger RNA, 353 nt
Organism: Eptesicus fuscus (big brown bat)
Lineage: Eukaryota; Metazoa; Chordata; Mammalia; Chiroptera; Vespertilionidae
Product: spermatid nuclear transition protein 3
Exons: 2
Coding region: 1-282 (93 amino acids)
Source: RefSeq, a predicted model, not a curated record
AUGGCUAAGGUUUCCAGGAAACCAGAGGAACGUAGAAAAGUUAUGGAACAAGCAACCCCAAGCACAAAACAAACAACUUCAAUCACAAAACGGAGGAAGAAGAGGAAGAAUCCUCAUCAAUCCAGGUCCAGAGAUGGUGGCAAGGUGAAGAAGAUACAAAGGGGAAUAAAAAGACUGCUUCAUGGGAGUUCAAGAAAAAAAUCCUCUUGCACUAGUACAGAAAUUCCAAGGAAGGUGAAGAGAGUGAAAAGGGCCAAGAAGUUUCGGCCAUUAACAAAGUAGUGGCCGAAUAGUAGCCUCCUGAGCUGAAAGCACUGAGAUCAGGCCAAGGAGAUCCUACGAAAUGACGCACC